Messenger RNA from Haplochromis burtoni (Burton's mouthbrooder), 1019 nucleotides. It is a transcript of the gene mgmt, whose product is annotated as O-6-methylguanine-DNA methyltransferase. The record is from RefSeq and is a predicted model, not a curated record. Lineage: Eukaryota; Metazoa; Chordata; Actinopteri; Cichliformes; Cichlidae. Gene Ontology annotation, molecular function: methylated-DNA-[protein]-cysteine S-methyltransferase activity. Gene Ontology annotation, biological process: DNA repair. Gene Ontology annotation, cellular component: nucleus. The transcript is spliced from 6 exons. The coding region runs from base 22 to 672 and encodes 216 amino acids.
CAGGAAGAGUUCUGCUUUGACAUGUGUUUUGCAGAGGGGGGGAAGAGGAGUGGGCAUCGCAGAGACACCGUUUGGAUGCACACGGUUAAAUUUCAGGGCAGCAAGAUGAAGAAGCAGGGGGAGAGCCAGUGCACUCAGAAGACCAUCUCAUUGCUGAGCCCCCUGGGGACGAUCCAAGUCAGUGGAUGUGAGAAUGGUGUGCACACCAUCCAGAUCCUAAUGGAUGUCGCACCUGCUGAAAGGAGCAGCGGGGGCCCCCUGAGCUGUGUGGUCAACGAUAGCCUGGCAGAAACGAGCCCUGAGUUGCAGCGCUGCGUUGAAUGGCUCCAGGCGUACUUCAGUGAGCCGCAGACCACUGGGAGUCUCCCGCUCCCUGGCUUUCACCACCCCGCCCUGCAAGGAGAUUCAUUCACCAGCCGCGUGCUGCAGGUACUUCUGAGAGAUGUGACGUUCGGAAAGACGGUUUCAUACAAACGCCUCGCCGAGAUGGCGGGAAACCCCAGAGCGGUGCGGGCGGUGGGAGGGGCUAUGAGGAAGAAUCCGGUUCCUCUCCUCAUUCCUUGUCACAGAGUCAUUUCUAGCAGUGGACAGAGUGGGCCGUACAUGAGCGGCAAGGGCAACCAUCUCAAACAAUGGCUGCUCACCCAUGAGAGGCAGGGAGGGGAAGGCUAAAGCAUGACAGAGCCCAACUGUCCUUCAAACACAAAACAGGGCCAUAAAGUUUUCCUUGCUUGGCACACACCGUGGAACAACUGGAGUAACUUGUAAAUAUUCAGUUUAUAAUCCUUUUUUUUUUUUAAAUCUAAGAAUAGAGAUGCUGCAUAGUUAAUGUGAUACAGAGUUGUUGCAGAAUUAGAAUGUACAAAAAUAACUUAAACAGAGAACAGUAGGAAUUACAAACAUAUGCUCCCGUGGGUCUCCGUUGCGUUUGCCAGAUAGUGCUUGGAAUGGUUUUUCUAAAGAAUUAUUAUUCCCUUAAAAAUAUGUCUCUUGCAUUGUUGUUGUUGUUAUUUUUUUUC